Messenger RNA from Aspergillus clavatus NRRL 1, 1011 nucleotides. RefSeq lists its product as uncharacterized. Bases 1 to 1011 code for a protein of 336 amino acids. The record is from RefSeq and is a predicted model, not a curated record. Lineage: Eukaryota; Fungi; Ascomycota; Eurotiomycetes; Eurotiales; Aspergillaceae. Gene Ontology annotation, biological process: canonical NF-kappaB signal transduction. The transcript has a single exon.
AUGGAAACACCCCCGACCAUGGACAACAAACAGGAUCCAGACCAACCCGCCCAAGAAGACGAAUACACGCGGUCCUCAGGAAAGCGAAAAUUCCGCUUCAAAUCCAGCUCCCGCCACCGCAGCGAUGCACCCAGCAGCCAUUCCCACCGCCACCACCACUCCCACUCCCACCGCCCUUCCAAACGCCACAAACACAAACACGCCGCGAAGCGCUCCCCCUCACCCGACCCCGCCAACCCAUCCAACCUCUCCGCCGACGCUGCCUUCCGCGAAUCCCUCUUCGACGCUCUCGGCGACGACGAAGGCGCCGCGUACUGGGAGUCCGUGUACGGGCAGCCGAUCCACCGGUACGCGGUGCCGAGCGUGCCCAAGGGCCCAAACGGCGAGCUGGAGCAGAUGUCCGAUGAAGAGUACGCCGCGUACGUGCGGAGCCGGAUGUGGGAGCGCACGCGGGAGGGGAUGCUCGAGGAGCAGGAGCGGCUGCGGGCAGAGCGGGCGCGGCACCGGAAGCGGCAGGACCAGUCUGAGGCGGAGGCGAGGGAGAGGAUGCGGUUUGAUAGGGCGAUGGAGGAGAGUUUGCGGCGGGGGAGGGAGCGGCGGGCGGUGAAGGCGUGGAGGGCCGUUUGGGAGGAGUACCAGCUCGCGUGGGAGGAUGUGAUUCGCGGGGUUGGUGCUGUUGCAGCGGGUGGUGGGGGGAAGAAACGGUUUCGAGAUUUGGUGUUUUGGCCCGUUGAGUCAGGGAAGCGGAGGGAUGUUUCGCGGGAGGCCGUGGAGGAGUUUAUGCGCCGGGCUCCGGGGAGUGAGGCUCAGACGGAGGAUGCUCCAGGCGGGGAAGACGAUUCGUCUGAUCUGCUGGCUGUUUUGAAGGCGGAGCGGAUACGUUGGCAUCCUGAUAAGAUCCAGCAUCGGUAUGGUGCGCUUGGGAUCGAUGAGACGGAGAUGCGCAGCGUGACCGAGGUCUUUCAGAUCAUCGACCAGAUGUGGAACGAGACGAGGGCGAAGCAAUCGUGA